AUGAAGAUUCUCACAAAGGAAGAAGAGCAGGAGCACUACAACGCUACCGUCUAUGGAGGUACCAUUGGUGGUCUGCUCGGUCUGGGAGCCGGUGCUGUCGGUGUCCUGGGAGCCAGCAGAAGAUACCCUGCUUUCCGUGGCUUGUCCCUGCCAUUCCGCGCCUUCCUGAUCACCUCCGCUGGUACUUUCGCCGCCAUUAUUAGUGCCGAUCGCUACUCGCGCAGUUAUGAGGCUUCUCGCCAUCCUGAGAAGGAAUACACCGACAACCAGCAGACCCUGCAAGAACAGCUCGAAUCCCAAAAGCCUUUCUCCCAGCGUGCAAUGGACUGGGGUAACCAGAACCGUUACAGCAUCGUUUUCGGUUCAUGGGUUGCCUCAAUCACUGCUGCUUUCGGCAUUGUCGGCCGCAACCCCUACCUUACUGGUCAACAGAAGCUUGUCCAGGCUCGUGUCUACGCUCAGGGUUUGACUCUUGCUGUCGUUAUUGCCAGUUUGGCUCUCGAGGCCAAGGACAAGAACCAGGGUCAAGGUCGCUGGGAGACCGUCAAGGUUCUGGAUCCCAAUGACCCUACCCACAAGCACGUCAUUGAGAAGAAGAUCCACCACGAGCGUUACUCUGGUGAAGACCAAUGGAUGGACAUGGUCGCUGCCGAGGAGGAGCGCAUUAAGGAGCGCGAAGCCGCCGUCAAGCAAAGAGAGUCCGCCGACGAGAAGAAGGGCAAGCACGUCAAGAAGCACGAGGACCUCGAGCAUGGCGAGAACAAGUCCAACGUCAGGGCACCUUAA
Aureobasidium melanogenum CBS 110374 is the source of this 786-nucleotide messenger RNA. RefSeq lists its product as uncharacterized. The record is from RefSeq and is a predicted model, not a curated record. Lineage: Eukaryota; Fungi; Ascomycota; Dothideomycetes; Dothideales; Saccotheciaceae. Gene Ontology annotation, cellular component: mitochondrial inner membrane. Gene Ontology annotation, biological process: mitochondrial respiratory chain complex IV assembly. The transcript has 3 exons. The coding region runs from base 1 to 786 and encodes 261 amino acids.